CGUGCGUGUUCUCUUCCAGGAAGCUCGCAGCUGUAGCUAAAGCAAACAUGGGGCGAGGGGCAGCUGAGUCAGAAAAACUCCUUAAAAUGUAUCAAACUAACGCAGCCUCGAUAUCUUUACCGAAACAUUCGUACUGGUACGACUUCUGGUUGUUCGUGCUGUUUGACAUCGCGUUUUUCCUCGUCAUGUAUUACAUAGUGCCGUAGAAAGGUUUGUCCGCUGGAGCCUGAAGACAUGGAGUGUUGGUACUGUCCUGCUUUGACUGAGCUUGGUCCAUGGAAGUGCACGUUUUAUACUUGUGGCUUUGACAUAAGAGAGUUGACCCCUGGUGACCUGUUGCCAGUUGACUGGACUGCCUUUCUGCAAGCUGUUGCUGUGGGGAAGAGACAAACAAACACAAAAGUCACAAUGGGGAUCUGAUGAUCCAGUGAAUAGGCUGUGAUGACACCAAAGAAACACAAUUUUAUUGAGGAAUAUGAUUCCAGCACAUCUCAAUCUCGAAAAUGUUUACAUGGAAUACACUGCAAAUAAAAAGUUGUACCUACUUGCUAAACGGUGACCAUUUAUUUAUUGUUUAGCACAGCUGUUAUCCCUAUUUAAACACAUUACAAAUAUCUUAUUAUAUAAAAGCGCUCUGCAGAUUACCAGCUGGUACGGUCGACGAGAGUACUUUGAAUAGUUACAAUGUAAUCCUUCUGAGCAUUUACAGUUUAUUACUUGACGCUCUUAUUUUUUAAUUGUACUCCACGUGUUUCCGGUCCGCGAGGAGCUAACAACAAAUGGCUUUCAAGCUAAUGGUAAUUUGUUAAAAGGACUUUUAAAACCAGAACCAUGGAAACGACUGGCGGCUCUCGACAAGUGGAAAACGCAGGUCCGUUUUAUUGGAGCGUUUAAUAAUGUGUGUGACAGUUAAACACGAACUAGCUGUCCUUCACAGUGUCGUUUUCUCGCGUUAUCACUUAGCCCCAGCUAACAGCGGUGGUUGUAGCUAACGUAACAAACGUACCGUUAAGGCAACAUGUAGCUAGCUACUUUAACCUGAGUGACAACUUACCGUUUCCCUUGAGUAAACGGAAGUCCAAAGUUUAAACUGGAACCGAACUGUAAACCAGAUGCGUGUGACGUGGCCACAAGUCCCACGGUGUUGGCUAAUGUGUCUAACUAAGCUAGUUAAAUCCACCCGUUAAGAGUUGGGUUGUUGGCUCCCGGUGUGUCAGAGGAGUUUCUUAAUGAAAACACGAGUCUGAACCUAAAACAUUGCUGUUAGGAGAGCUGCUGUCUCCUCACGAGAGUUUACAACAACACACCGAAGCUACUGUGGCUGCAUGACAUCCUGAUGUGUUUUGAUCUCAACAGCUGAGCCGUGCUGUGAACCGGAGUAUGUCCAACGUGUGUAGCUGUCAGCUGACACGUCCUCGAUGUGUAAUCUGCAUGUUGUUGCUGUAUCACAGUGUUCUUAUCUGCGCUGUAGAACUGUGCUGGGUUUACUCUAACAAGACAUCUGAUACAGAAGCCCUCAUAUUCUUAAUGUUUGAGACACAUUUAAAGUGGUCAACCUAAAUAGUCACAUCAGACACUGUCUAUUUUUAUUUUAUAAGCAACCAUGGACACAGAGUCAGUUUCCACCAUUUGCCUGCAUGUAAUAAGAACAUAAUUGUCACCUCACAAAGAUAUAUAUCUCUCUAUGUAUAUAUAUAUAUAUCUCUCUCUCUCUCUCUCUCUCUCUCUCUCUCUCUCUCUCUCUCUCUCUCUCUCUCUCUCACACAUGAACCUGUCCACCCCAUGUCUCCAUGUUGGCACAGAUAUAUUCCUGCCAUUAUCAUCACUAAGGCUGCUGAUACCUCCCCUGCGGCUGCUUUCUGCAGCGAUGUGGCAGGUGGCUCAGCAGAAAGAGGUUCUCGACUAUGGAAAGCUUGGGGAGUUUGUGGCGCUGGUGACGGCUACAGUGCCAGACCUGCUCAAUCCACAGCAACGUGGCAAGCUGCUUCUGCGGCUGAGAGCAAGAGUCAUUCUUGAGUUGUGCAGAAAUGAGGAAACAGCCAACGUUUUGGGCAUACAGCCUCAUCUAGAAAGCAUUCGCCCAGCAGGAUACACAGGAAGUGGAGAUGCAGAGGUGGAUGCAGAGGAGGCCAUUUUUGUGGAGCUCAUCCAAACACUACUGAAGGACCCAGCAGAGAGGAAGCAUUUUUACCAGGAGGUUUUCCCUACAGAGUAUGGACCCAGCUACGACACAGACAUGCAGCUCCUCGUGUGGGAGUUUCUGUCUAAACUGGAGAAACUCCUGCCAGUACCAGACCUCAGUCAGACUGUGUCGUGGCUGACGUCCGCCCCCUCCGUACUGAAGGACUGCAUGCAAAUGCUCUCCGAUCCUGACAACCUGAGGGCUCUCCUGCAGCACCACAAAUGCCUCGAGCACCUCGGAACACAAGGUAUUUUUUGUGUGGAUGGAGAUCUCUAUAAAAGGAUUGUGGGGCCUACUAGUGGUUUAGCCAGUUUAUUGCAGUCGGGAGAAGAAGGCACACGGAAGACUAAGAUGAGAAGGCGAGAAACCACAGCCUCACCAGGUACCACAGUGGAGAUGUCCACCCAGGUCUUUGCCUGCUCAGAGUGUCCCUUCUUCCACAUGCAGGAAUCCUACCUGCUUCAGCACAUUGAGCACAGUCACCCUGAGCAGUACAGCAAACUCCAGAGCUCUGCGGAGGCAGCCGGCGUCCCCAAGAAGAAGGCCCAGCGUCCCGAGUUCCCAUCGCCUUUCCCCAUCCACGACAGGCGCGACCCUCACACGUGCCAGGAGUGUGGCAAAACCUUCACACGCGCCUCGGACGUGACUCGUCACCAGCGGACACACACGGGUGAGCGCCCGUACACCUGCAAGAUAUGCAAGAAGGGCUUCAAGAACUCUUGGGAUCUGACCCGACACGAGCGCAUUCACACUGGAGAGCGACCCUUCCUCUGCUCCCAGUGUGGCAAGCAGUUCACGCAGAGGGGGUUGCUCAAGCUGCAUUUACAGCGGACCGCCUGCAGCCAGACAUGCAACCCUCCAGUCAAGUUCACGACGGAGGUCAUAGUAGCGGAGGAGCCGUCGGAGAAAGGGGGCGGUCAGUACAAAUGCCAGAAAUGUGGCGAGAGCUUCAGCAGCAUCCUGGAGCGCAUGAGGCACAGGCAGAGACACAUAGUCCGGCAUCAGUUAAAAUGCUCCAUGUGUGAGAAGAUAUACAGCCGAGCGUCCGACCUCAAGAGACACCAGAUGAAGCACACCGGUGAGCGGCCAUUCGCCUGCGAGUGUGGGAAAAGCUUUACGCACGUGUGGCUCCUGAACAAGCACCAGCAGAUCCACACCAGGGAUCGGCCGCACCCCUGCGCGGAGUGUGGAAAGAGCUUCACGGAGCUCCAGGUCUUGAACCGGCACCGGCUGACUCACAACGGCCAGCGGCCCUUCCGGUGCUCCCACUGUGAGAAGAGCUUCACCCAGCUGGCCAGCCUAACGCGCCACGAAAGAAUCCACACCGGUGAGAGGCCGCACCACUGCAACACCUGCGAGAAGACGUUCCUCACCCACGGAGAGCUGGCAAGGCACCAGCGCAGCCACAGUAACCUCAGGCCAUACACUUGUCCACAGUGUCCGAAGAACUUCAAGACCAAGCGAGCUCAGAGCGAACACCUCAACGCGCACACGGGAGAGCGACCAUUUGCAUGCGCCCAUUGCGGGAAGAGGUUCGCCAAGUCGACCUCGCUCGUCCGACAUAACCUGACCCACACGGGGGAGCGACCCCACCAGUGCUCCCAGUGCAGGAAGACCUUCCUCACCUCUGGCGAGCUCCUCCUCCACAAACGCAUCCACACCGGAGAGAGGCCUUACUCCUGCUCCUACUGCGAGAGGAAGUUCAGGUGCUCCUCCGACCUCAACAUGCACGUCCGAACACACACCGGGGAGAAGCCACACAGCUGCCUGUUCUGUAAGAAGAGUUUUUCCACCUCUACGAGGCUGAAGAGACACGUGCACACACACAUGGAGAAGGGUUUAGUAGCGGAGUCCUUUAGUCUUUAAGCUGCGAGGAGCUAAUGGUGGAUAUAUUAGCAGAUGCCGAU
Cyclopterus lumpus (lumpfish) is the source of this 4089-nucleotide messenger RNA. Its product is annotated as zinc finger protein 2 homolog. Gene Ontology annotation, molecular function: RNA polymerase II cis-regulatory region sequence-specific DNA binding; DNA-binding transcription factor activity. Gene Ontology annotation, biological process: regulation of transcription by RNA polymerase II. The transcript is spliced from 8 exons. Bases 1685 to 4048 code for a protein of 787 amino acids. Lineage: Eukaryota; Metazoa; Chordata; Actinopteri; Perciformes; Cyclopteridae. The record is from RefSeq and is a predicted model, not a curated record.